Molecule: messenger RNA, 324 nt
Organism: Dicrocoelium dendriticum
Lineage: Eukaryota; Metazoa; Platyhelminthes; Trematoda; Plagiorchiida; Dicrocoeliidae
Source: the annotation of a GenBank genome assembly
AUGCCACGUCUCAUCAUCCCGUGGGCCACUUGUGAUCGCAAUAUUCGUGACAUGCUUGCUCUUCCAAAUUUACACUGUCUUCGCAUGUAUUCCACGCGGGUGACGGACGCUGGAUGGAUUGAUGCUCGUCAACGGUUAAAUCCAACUAAUCACAGUCAAUUAACCUUGCGGGAACUGAAUGCCUCAGGCCGCCGCUCCUCUCUGACGACCUCAGACAAGAACGCAAUUGUGCUCAUACGCCUGUACUUGAGAACAGCCCAUUUGAUGGAGGGCGUCGAGCCAAAAUUUCCGCCCUUCGGAACAUCUCCGCUUCUUGGACGUUAG